Messenger RNA from Exophiala aquamarina CBS 119918, 684 nucleotides. RefSeq lists its product as uncharacterized. NCBI's taxonomy places the organism in Eukaryota, Fungi, Ascomycota, Eurotiomycetes, Chaetothyriales, Herpotrichiellaceae. The transcript has a single exon. The coding region runs from base 1 to 684 and encodes 227 amino acids. The record is from RefSeq and is a predicted model, not a curated record.
AUGUCAAAGGCAAAAUACAGUCAUCCAGCCACCUACGACAGCCUGUCCGAUCAAGAAAUCUCCGUGGUAAAUAAAAUAUAUACCUUUACCGAGGCAUAUUUCCAAAAUCCACGAUUUGACGCGUCUCACGACUUCAGCCACGUUAAACGCGUCGUGGCAAAUGCCCUCGCCAUCCUAGAAAAGGAGGAAGAGCUUCGAAAGCAUAAACUCCAACCAGCACUGAACCCGCUGAGCGUUAUUCUCGGCGCUCUUCUUCACGAUGUUGAAGACAAGAAAUAUUUGGUUGCCGAAGACAAUUCCUCUCCAACGAAGCGUGCUGUUAUUGACGCCGGAUUGUCAGAGGAAUAUGCGGAACAUAUGCAACAACUCGUCGAAGGUGUUUCGUAUUCUUCAGAAGUGCAAGAUCCACGGCGGGUGAUCGAACUAAUCGAGACCAUUCCAGAGCUGGCUAUUGUCCAAGAUGCGGAUCGACUUGAUGCUAUCGGAGCUGUUGGGAUCGGCCGCUGCUUCACUUUCACCGGUGCCAAAGGGGCUAAAAGUCUGCAAGAGGCCAUCGACCACUUUGACGACAAAUUGCUCAAACUCGAGGCAAUGAUGAAGACCGAAGCGGGGAGGUCGAUGGCGGAGGAAAGGUCCGCUCGAAUUCGAGAGUUUAUGUCGUGGUGGCAUGAUGAGGUCGACUAG